Molecule: messenger RNA, 2592 nt
Organism: Hevea brasiliensis (rubber tree)
Lineage: Eukaryota; Viridiplantae; Streptophyta; Magnoliopsida; Malpighiales; Euphorbiaceae
Product: probable CoA ligase CCL12
Exons: 14
Coding region: 127-2331 (734 amino acids)
Source: RefSeq, a predicted model, not a curated record
CAUACCAAACAUGGCUACUGACUGCUCCGGGUUGGUACCUAACAUAAAUGGAACAUGGAGGAGAGAUGUAAAGUACUCGAGGACCUUUCACAAUACCCUCACUCGCACCAGGGCUGAAAAAGAGUAAUGGAGAAGAAAACCAUAGCUGAUGUUGAAGUUAAUGACAUGAUCAAGGCAGGCUUGUCAAUGGAGGAGGCCAAAGAAUUUCACAAAAUCCUCAAACAAACGAUUGCUGAAGCGAAAGGGUCAGACGCCAGAGAGGUUUGGCAAAAGGUGGUGGCUAAGAGAAUGCUAAUGCCUUGGCAUCCACAUCGGCUGCACCAACUCAUCUACUAUUCUGUCUAUGCUCACUGGGAUGCCUCCAUUAAUGGACCUCCUCUUUAUUGGUUUCCUUCUCUAUCUCAGUCAAAAUAUACAAACUUAGGACGUGCAAUGGAAAUUUAUGGUCCUAAGUUCUUAGGAGCUUCAUACAAGGAUCCUGUAACAAGUUUUAGGCUCUUUCAGAAAUACUCUGUUCAACAUCCUGAUGAUUAUUGGUCAAUUAUUCUGAGAGAGCUUUCGAUUGUAUUUCAUGAAGUUCCAAAGUGUAUUAUUGACACCACCAAUAAAUCAAAACACGGAGGGAAAUGGCUACCAGGUUCAGUUCUGAAUAUUGCUGAAUGCUGUCUGCAGCCUUCCAGUCAUCCUAGAAAAAAUGAUGACAGUGUGGCUAUUGUAUGGAGUGAUGAAAGUGAUAAUUCCAAAGUGAAUCACAUGACAUUAAAAGAACUUCGAGAACAAGUAAUGUUGGUGGCUAAUGCUUUGGAUGCAACAUUUGCAAAGGGCGAUGCAAUUGCUAUUGACAUGCCAAUGACAGUCAGUGCUGUUGUAAUAUACCUGGCCAUUGUAUUAGCAGGCUUUGUUGUUGUAUCCAUAGCUGAUAGCUUUGCAGCCAAGGAAAUUGCCAGUCGUUUACGCAUUUCCGAUGCUAAAGCUAUCUUUACUCAGGAUUAUAUAAUCAGAGGAGGUCGCAAAUUUCCUUUGUACAGUUUUUCCCCCCUCUUUUGCAGUCGCGUAGUAGAGGCUAAUCCACAUAAAGCCAUUGUGAUCCCAGCAAUAGGGAGUGAUGUAGGCAUUGAACUAAGACAACAGGAUCUGUCAUGGGAAGAUUUUCUGUCAAGUGUCAAUCACCUUCUAAGACCAAAUUAUUACUGUCCUAUUUAUCAACCAGUAGAUUCUAUCACUAAUAUACUCUUUUCAUCUGGAACCACAGGGGAACCAAAAGCUAUAUUAUGGACCCAACUUUCUCCAAUUCGAUGUGCUAGCGAUGCGUGGGCUCACAUUGAUAUUCAAGUUGGUGAUGUUUACUGUUGGCCCACAAAUUUAGGAUGGGUGAUGGGACCAAUUUUACUUUACUCAUGCUUUCUAAAUGGAGCAACACUUGCUCUCUUUCAUGGAUCUCCUCUUGGCCGUGGGUUUGGAAAAUUUGUUCAGGAUGCUGGAGUUACUGUUUUGGGUACAGUUCCAAGUUUAGUGAAAGCUUGGAAGAGUACCAACUGUACGGAAGGAUUAGACUGGACAAAGAUAAAAUCCUUCUGUUCCACUGGAGAAUCCUCCAAUGUUGAUGAUGACCUUUGGCUUUCUUCAAGAGCUUAUUACAAGCCUAUUAUUGAAUGUUGUGGAGGCACAGAGCUUGCAUCAUCCUAUAUCCAAGGAUGUCCACUUCAGCCACAAGCUUUUGGAGCAUUCAGCACUGCAUCAAUGACAACAGGCUUUGUCAUCCUUGAUGAAAAUGGAGUUCCUUAUCCUGAUGAUCAACCCUGUGUUGGUGAAGUGGGUUUAUUCCCUCUAUACCUUGGUGCAAGCGAUAGGUUGCUUAAUGCUGAUCAUUACAAAGUGUACUUCAAGGGAAUGCCAAUGUUUAAGGGAAUGCAUCUCAGGAGACAUGGAGACAUACUUAAGAGAACUGUUGGAGGGUAUUUCAUUGUACAGGGCAGAGCUGAUGACACCAUGAAUCUUGGUGGCAUUAAGACAAGUUCUGUUGAAAUUGAGCGUGUGUGUGAUCGGGCUGAUGAAGGCAUCAUGGAGACUGCUGCAAUUAGUGUAGCACCAGUAGAUGGUGGUCCGGAACUCUUAGUAAUUUUUGUAGUUCUAAAGAAGGGAUUCAAUGUUGAACCAGACAAGUUGAAAAUGAAAUUCUCCAAAGCCAUCCAAAGCAAUCUCAAUCCCCUGUUCAAGGUGAGCUUUGUUAAGAUUGUCCCUGAGUUUCCUCGAACUGCUUCUAACAAGUUAUUAAGAAGAGUACUGAGGGAUCAAAUGAAGCAUGAGUUAUCCCUACGCAGUAAAAUCUAGCGUGAGAAUCAUCAAAAUAUUUGUACAUUUCAUUUGAAGAAGUUGCAUAUUCAUGUAACAUGUCUGAAAUGUUUGUUGUAAAUCUUGUGAUGUAAUAGUUCGUUGCUGAAUGUGAGCUUUCAUUGGUGGCCAUCCAUCAAAACUGGAAUAAGAAGUUUCAUAGUCCCACACAUAGAAUGACCUACCAGCUUUCUAUAUUUUAUUCUAAUCAUAUAGUAUAAGCUUGACUUUAUAUAAUAAUGAGCAUAAUAUUUACAUUAA